AUGGCUACAGAAGAAGACAGGAUUAAACAAAUCAUGAUGCAGCCUCUUCUCACUAAUGGUGUUAUCAUGCAGCCUCGACCCGGCCCAAACUAUAUUUGCCAUCGUUGUGGAGAAAAAGGCCAUUUUAUCAAAUUUUGCCCUACAAAUGGAAACACAGCUUAUGACCUGAAUCCAAAAAGGCUGAAAAGGCCCUCAGGCAUCCCGACCACAUUUUUACAAGUCGUUCAUAGUGUAAACGAUCAAGAAAAAGAGUCGUUGCUCGAGCUUUCUACUGGACAAUACGCAAGGCGUGUAGAAGAUCAUGGAGAUUUCAAAGAAGCCAUGAAAAAAUCAAUAAAAAAGCUGCCUGACUCCUCUUAUUUGAUUGAACAAUUCUUUCAAACUUCCCAAAAGUCUGGAAGGUAAAAUACAAUAAUUUUAUAUAUAAUUUUUCCCCCUAAUUUUUAAAUAAAUCCUUAAUCGAACAAAUGGGCUGUUCGAUCAAGAAUGGAGGAGUGAGGAACUUUCUUGUAAUUUAUGCUUUAAUCCACCUAGAGUUGCAGUUAUGACCAGAUGCUGCAAUUUAACCUUUUGUUUUGAAUGUAUUUCCCCACAACUAGUGCCACCUGAUUAUAAAUGUCCUAAAUGCCAAACACCUAAACAGUAUGUACAUUCAUUAGUUCCAAAUAAUAGGAUGAGGGAAAUAGUGCAGGCAAUUCAGAACGGGACGUUCAAGUCAUAUGAACCGCAAGUAGCUUAA
Molecule: messenger RNA, 739 nt
Organism: Blepharisma stoltei
Lineage: Eukaryota; Ciliophora; Heterotrichea; Heterotrichida; Blepharismidae
Source: the annotation of a GenBank genome assembly